AACCUUCUGGUAUCUCCAUGAGGUGUCUCCCACACACGCCUUCCUAAGAUAUAAAACUGGCUGGAGGCACGGCCCUCUCUAGCACACAUUGACUUCCUCGGAGCAGCGAAACCAUCGGCGUGGAAUACUUUGAGCCAGUUGGUGGGAAUCAGCCAGAGGCCACGCAGAACCGACUGUCGUACCCCAGCCAGCCAUUUGCCAAAGAGGAUUUCAUCGACUCAUUGAACUCAGUCAACCGCAAGAGAAUGGGUUGUAAAUGCUGCAAGAAGCACCAGAAUAGCGAAGAGCUCACCGACGUGGAGAGGGCCAUAGAAAUUGUCAUCAACAACUUCCACUGUUAUGCUGUGAAGGGCCGCAAACAGUGCCUAACCCCUAAUGAGCUGAAAGACCUGGUGGGACAGAGGCUGCCUCAUUUAGCAAAGGGCGUCGGCACCCUGGACGAGAAGAUUGAAUGCAUCGGGGAUGCAGAUGAAGCCAAACUGCAGUUCGGCGAAUACUGGGACAUCAUGGGGGAUGCAGCCAAAGGAUGCCGAGUUCCAGGGAAAAAGAAGUAACAAGAUCAGAACCACAAAGCCUCGGACCGUUUACGCAGAAAGAACGAGAGACUGUCUACCUUGAUGUUUAUGAGUUGUCAAUGCAGUGUUAAUAUUUCGGGGGCUCCCUUUUCACUUCUCAGGCUCUGGAGAAUCAAAGAGCUUCUUUCCUUCAAGUCAAGAAUCUUUCAAUUUUAUAGCCCAGGUUUUCUAUCUGGGAGAGACCUCUUUUCUAGAUUUUUUUUUUCUAGAACACCACAGUCACUAGCUUUCUGGAAUGUUUGUAUUCUAGGUUCCUGGCCACCCGACUCUGGAAUGUGCAGUGGAGAGGGUUUUUUUUAAUGACACCAGCUCUGGAACCAUAAAGUAUUAUUUUUUGGCAUGUGCUCUAGAAGCUUUUCUGAGACGAUUAAUUUCCAGAUUUGGAUUUUAGGUCUUUCAUUUUCCAAGUCAGAUUGAUUUAGAUAUUCAGCCUUAACAUUCUAUUUGGAAUUCUUCAGAGCUUCAUUAAAAACCCGUCUGAACCUCUAGAACCAUUAAGCAUCGGUUCUCUGGAUCUUGAAUCCCCCCAACAUUGUAUUUCCCUCCUUUUUCCAUAUCUGGAGUCCAGAAUCCUUAUAAUUAUUUACUUCAGACUCUGGAAAUCUUAACAAAAAAAUUUGAAAACCUUAAAACCACCUCCAGAUCUCGUGGUUCCAGUCUCCUGCCUUUUGGAAGUUUUGUUAGUUCCUGGAUCAACUUUCUCCUGCUCUUUCAAACUAUGAAUUGUCUAGUUGUGACAGGCUUUCUAUUUGGAGACUUUCCACCGUGUUGAAGUGCCUCUCUCUAUCAGCCUGGCUUUCACGUUGCUGGUUCACAGAGCAGAAGUAGGUCUGUUCUUACCUUUCUGGCCUUUCGGCUUUACAAAAUUGCAGGGAAGGACUUCCAGACCGUCUUUACCAACCCGCUUCUGGACUGUGAACACAAGGAUAGGAAAGGAGGGAUUUUAUGGAGGCAGGGAGGGGGUUGGGCUAGGUAAGCGCCCAGAACUCCUCUGAAAGGAGGGGAAAGAGAGUCAUGAAAAGAAGUUUGUUGAUAAUACAAAUCUUGCUUUUGGAUGGAGUAAAAGUUAUUUAUUGGUCCCUUCAGAUAAGGUUCUAUCUGAUAUUGCAGUCUGAAAUAAUUCCACGUUCCUUUAGGCUCAACCGAUAGCCCAACAUUUUCUAACCUGGCUCUGCCCCCGAGCCAGAGGCCUAGUAAUUUUGUAAUCCAAAUGUGGCAACUCAAACUUGUUCCAUGCCCAUUUCUUUCUCUAUUAUGUUCAAUAUUGGGUGCAUUUGAAGGUGAGGGAAGAAUCUCCCUUACGAGCAAAAGGAGGCACAUUCCUUGGGAGACCCUGUUGUCCUUACCAGUAUUUCUGAAGCUCCUUUAUCCAUCUCUGAUAAUUUACUGGGGGAACCUAAAUAGUCCUCAGAAAAGCCUGGGGCCUGCAUGUAUGGGCAGCUGUAGAGUUGAUAUUCCAACCUCCAUUUCCUCUCAUAGGAAUCAGAAUCUGAGAGCCAAACUAAAAGUGACGUCUUACACAGGUUGGACAAGUUGGACAAGUUUUGAUGGGAACUGUAGGCAUCCUGGUCUUGCAGGUGUAAUGGAGAGCCAAGCUGUAAAACCAGGGCGCCUACAUUUCCCAUCAAAACUUGAGGGAAGCCGACUAGUGUCCAACCUGUGUAAGACAUCACUUGUAGUUUGGCUCUCAGAGUUAUGCCUAACCCUGACAGUGCUGCUGAACAGGAGUCAAAACAAAACAAAAGAUUUCAAAGGAAUUCAAAAUUAACUUUGCUUUCCUCAUAGAUUAGCUACAAAAAAACUUUGGACAAAGAAAAUGGGCCCCAAUAUUGCAUGUUUUCACAGUUGCCGAAUCUGAGGUAAAUUCCGGAGCCAAACCCAGUAUGCUGAAACUGUCCAACUGGUGGCCUGCUGAUACUAGAUCCAUCUUUGGCAGGCUUACUGGUCACUGGUUUCUAGGAACUGGGCUGGGUGGUGGUUCCUUACAACCUUGUGUUGCUUGCCAUGAUUUUUGUAUGAAUUGAUAAAAUAUAAUAAAAAGGGAAAAUACACAAUGA
Messenger RNA from Eublepharis macularius, 2632 nucleotides. RefSeq names its product protein S100-A14-like. Gene Ontology annotation, biological process: positive regulation of monocyte chemotaxis; response to lipopolysaccharide; toll-like receptor 4 signaling pathway. Gene Ontology annotation, cellular component: perinuclear region of cytoplasm. The transcript has 4 exons. Lineage: Eukaryota; Metazoa; Chordata; Lepidosauria; Squamata; Eublepharidae. Gene Ontology annotation, molecular function: chemokine receptor binding. The record is from RefSeq and is a predicted model, not a curated record. Bases 246 to 554 code for a protein of 102 amino acids.